AUGUCGUCCGAAGAAAGAAUAACCGUUCACAACCUGGCGGAUCUCAAGAACACCUCAGACGACGCGAUCCCCAACUACCUCAACUCUCUCAAGUUUACUCAGUCCCAUACGCUAGUUGAUAUCCGUCUCGCCCUUGGCUAUACCGCCUUCGCCAUCGCCGGUGCCUGCUUCGCCUGGGACUACAAGUUUGGCUUCGACGCAACAAAGCAGUACUCGGCCAUUGCCGUCGCCCUUUACACGCUCAUCAACAGCGCUCUGACCCUCUGGAUCUGGCUCGUUGAGAAGGGCGUGAUAUACCAGGGAACAUCCCCCUCUGGCGAGAAGAUCUCCGUCGCUACUUCAACAGUCAAAAACGUCCCUACCUACCACCUCAAGAUCACCCUGACCCCCAAAUCCGGCGCUUCCACAACCAUUGAUCUCGCCAAGCCCUUCACUCAAUGGUUCGAUUCUAAGGGCACAUUCGUCGUCGUUCCCUUCCAGGAGAUGCUCGCAACAGGUAUCCCAGCCAUCGGCAAGCUCGACGCGCGCCGCGUCCGCUCCGGCGCCGAGGCUGAGAAGCAGCAGGAUGUGUACGACCCUGCUGUCCUCGAUGCUGUUUUCGCCGCUCAGUCUUCGGCUUCGGCGACGGGAAGCACGGCAGAGAGCAAGUCUACAAAGCGGAGGAAGGCAUAG
Messenger RNA from Verticillium alfalfae VaMs.102, 672 nucleotides. RefSeq lists its product as hypothetical. The transcript has 3 exons. Gene Ontology annotation, biological process: protein targeting to ER. The coding region runs from base 1 to 672 and encodes 223 amino acids. Gene Ontology annotation, cellular component: signal peptidase complex; membrane. The record is from RefSeq and is a predicted model, not a curated record. Lineage: Eukaryota; Fungi; Ascomycota; Sordariomycetes; Glomerellales; Plectosphaerellaceae.